CCAAAAGAGUGACCUACAAAUGUAUGCCUUCUGAGUGGUAGACUUUCAAUUUGGGUAGAAAUGUUUUUCCCCCAGAAAAUGGCAAUUGAUGAAGGAGCUGAUACCUCAUACUGGAUAAAGUUUUUUACAGAAUGUGGAAUUCCACCAAGUGAAUCAACAAACUAUGCUAUCACAUUUACAGACAACAGGAUACAAAAAGACAUGUUAAUGGACCUGACUAAAGAGUAUCUUACAGAAAUGGGAAUCUCCAUUCUAGGAGAUGUCAUCGCUAUCCUCAAACAUGCAAAAACAGUACAUUCACAGUUAGCAAGAGAGAAAGCACUCCAGGGUACAAAAAACAUAUCAUCCACACCCAGACGACAGACAGCUGCUAGUAGGACUGUCAAUCAUUACCUAGGAAAUGAUCCAGACUCAGCCCCAAUGAAUCUCGCAGUAGUGCCUAAGCUCUCUAAAGAGUUAUCUGCCCGUCUAGGUGGCACACCUCCUGUAGAAGAAUCUGGCCUUAGAAGUACCACAGUUAAAUUGUCCAAAAAACUGGAAGAAGUUGUACCAGUCCCAAAGAAAAGAAGAGUAUUUCCAGAACAUGAAGGAAAAUAUAAAAUUACAAUGCCGUCAGGGAAGACACAGAAAACAAAGAAACUUUUAGCCAAAGCCAAAAAGACUGAUUCAGUAUUUGAUAGACUUGGUUCAGAAACAAGACAGACGACAGUAACAAAUUCUGGUUUAUUAAUCAGUUCUACGUCUGAGGGCUCAGUGUUCAGUAGGUUGGGUGGCAAGCAAGCUUUAAAACGGGAAGCAACAUCAACAUCUCUUGACCUGGACUCUGAUGAGGAUGACGAAGGAGGGGAACAGUUAGAAUAUGCAGGAAUAUUUAAAAAUACUCCAUCACCUGCUAAAAAACCUAAGGUUCCCGUGAUGAAAAAGAUAACUAUUACAAAACAAGUCACUGCUAAAGUGCCUGCUAAGAAGUUAGUUGCAACUGCAGGAAUUUUGUCAGAAGAUGCAGAAAUCCAGUUGAAUAAGAGAAUAAAGGAAAGAUUGGGCAAAAAGACUAGUCUUCAAGAAGUGUCUAGUACAACUGAUGAAAUAGAUGCUACUAGAUCAGGUGCAGUUUACAAUCGACUUGGGCCUAAAAAAGUUGCCACAGUAUCCAAAAAGCCUGCCAGUCCAGUUGGUGUAUUUGGUCGUUUAGGAAAACCAGUGACAUCAACAUGAUCUUCAUAAUUUGGGAACAAAAAGGAAAUGUGCAAUGUAUCAAAGCCAGUACAAGGAACAAGAUGGAAAAUGAAAAAAAAUUACUUAAAGAUCAAUUGAAGGAAUGAAAUUGUUUUUCAUUGGUACUUCGUGUAUUUUUUAAAAGAAGAGAAAAUGGUGUAGCUAGUUACAUAUAAUUUAUUUUUAUAAUAGCAAGAUAUUGACAUAACUGGUGUAAGGAGCAUUAAUAUGUUUUAGCAAGUCUUUGGGAUGUACUUUUGGUUUUAAUAAAUGUGAAUUCUAGGGCAGAUAUAAACUGUAUUCAUGUUAGUGUAAUGCUUGACAUAGUUUAGAAUUUCCUUAUUUGGGUGGAAGCUUCUGUUCUAUAUCAAAAUCUAUAAGUGUAUGACAGGUAAAGAUGACUUUAUUAUCAGUAACCUUAUAUAGAAGUCCAAUUUUGAAACCAGAAAAAUAUUUUAGUUAAGCAGUUAAGAGCCUUUUGCAUUCUGUUUUACAAUUUAUGAAUCACAGAGCAUAAAAAAAUUACAUUAUUAUAUAUUUAAGAAUAAUAUGUAUACAAAGGGACCUUGUAAAGCAAUGUUGGUUCAUAUUACAUUUGUUUAUUUUGCAAAGGUAAGGUCUAUAUAUUUAAUAUGUAAUAGAUGUAUAUGAUACUGUUGACAUAUUUAUUAAAUAUAAAUGACAACUGUUGGGAAGAAGUUUUGAAAAUAAGUGGUUACAGUUGAAAUUUUGAGAAUGAAUAUUGGAUUCUAGGAUGAAAUCAGUUCAGCCAUGCAAGUUAUAAAGUAUGUAUAAUUAAUGCAUUCUUGUAUUUUAAGAAAAUUGUACAUAUGAUUACAGAGAACAUUCAGGUUUAAUUACUUAUGAAAUAAAAAUAUGUUUUGACU
Molecule: messenger RNA, 2102 nt
Organism: Mytilus californianus (California mussel)
Lineage: Eukaryota; Metazoa; Mollusca; Bivalvia; Mytilida; Mytilidae
Exons: 9
Coding region: 61-1215 (384 amino acids)
Cellular component (GO): nucleus
Molecular function (GO): protein binding
Source: RefSeq, a predicted model, not a curated record